This is a messenger RNA of Perognathus longimembris pacificus (Pacific pocket mouse), 2289 nucleotides long. RefSeq names its product urea transporter 1. The record is from RefSeq and is a predicted model, not a curated record. Gene Ontology annotation, cellular component: membrane. Lineage: Eukaryota; Metazoa; Chordata; Mammalia; Rodentia; Heteromyidae. Bases 50 to 1201 code for a protein of 383 amino acids. Gene Ontology annotation, molecular function: urea transmembrane transporter activity. The transcript is spliced from 9 exons. Gene Ontology annotation, biological process: urea transmembrane transport.
UCAGAAACCACCUAAAAUAAAGAUUAUAGAGCCAGAGGAAGAGGCAGCCAUGGAGGACUCGACCAUGGUUAAACUAGACCAGAGUACAAGCCAGGUUUCAUCAGGCCGGGGGAGAAGGUGCGUCCCCAGAGCACUCGGUUAUGUCACCGGCGACAUGAGAGAAUUUGCCAGCUGGCUGAAAGGCAAACCCGUGGUGCUCCAGUUCAUAGACUGGGUUCUUCGAGGCAUCUCCCAAGUGGUGUUUGUCAGCAACCCCCUCAGUGGGAUCCUGAUUGUGGUGGGACUCCUGAUACAGAACCCAUGGUGGGCUCUCAAUGGCUGUGUGGCGACCGUGGUCUCUACUCUGACUGCCCUCCUGCUCAGCCAAGACAGGUCAGCCAUAGCAGCUGGGCUGCAAGGCUACAAUGCCACAUUGGUGGGAAUUCUCAUGGCUGUCUUCUCAGCCAAGGGUGACUAUUUCUGGUGGCUGCUAUUCCCCGUGUCGAUCAUGUCUAUGACUUGCCCAAUUUUCUCAAGUGCAUUGUGCUCUGUGUUCAGCAAGUGGGAUCUCCCUGUCUUCACGCUUCCUUUCAACAUGGUACUAUCGAUGUACCUUUCUGCCACAGGACAGUACAGUCCAUUCUUCCCAAGCCUAUCAUUCACACCUGUAAACUCGGUCCCCAAUAUCACCUGGUCUGAGCUCAGUGCCCUGGAGCUUUUGAAGUCACUUCCUGUGGGGGUUGGUCAGAUAUAUGGCUGUGAUAACCCAUGGACAGGGGCCAUUUUCUUAUGUGCCAUCCUGCUGUCAUCCCCACUCAUGUGCCUGCAUGCUGCCAUUGGAUCAUUGCUGGGGGUAGUGGCAGGACUCAGCCUUGCAUCUCCAUUUAAGAACAUCUACUUGGGACUCUGGGGUUUUAACAGCUCUCUGGCUUGCAUUGCAAUUGGAGGGAUGUUCGUAGCGCUGACCUGGCAAGCCCACCUCCUGGCUCUGGCCUGUGCCCUGUUCACUGCCUACCUUGGAUCCAGCAUGACGCACCUAAUGGCUGUGGCUGGGUUGCCAGCUUGUACCUGGUCCUUCUGUUUGGCUACACUGUUAUUCCUCUUGCUGACCACGAAAAACCCCAACAUCUACAGGAUGCCACUCAGCAAAGUCACUUAUCCUGAAGAGAAUCGAAUCUUCUACCUUCAAGCCAAGAAAAGGAUGGCUGAAAGCCCUCUGUAAGAGCAAUCACAUCCUCAGCCAUGGUCACAGGUCAUUUCUAACGACAGCUCCAAUUGACUUUCGGGGGCCCAGCCACUGUUAUUCUGCACCAGGAACAAUUUUCAUACUAACGACCAGUAACUUUUCUUUUGCCCACUUCUUGCUUUCCCUUUUGACUUCAGGAAUAUCCUUGUAUGGGAGCCACAUCUAGAUGAUGUGAUCUAGUAUGGAAUUUGAAGACCCAGUGGGGAGUGGCACUGAGACUGUAAUGUAUUUAUGAAGCCAAAGGGCUCUGCCAGAAAAGGAAAUGAAAGCAGAAAAAAGUUUUGAUAUUUAUUGAUAUUCUUGAUGUUUAGUUGGCCAGCAGAUAUUAACAGUAUUAAAAUUGAGGCUCUGUAAACCAACUAAGCCUUAUGGAAUGCACAGUCACAAAAGCAAAGUCGAUGUAGAAUUCUCAGAUAUGCUGCUUGUCUUUUUAAAAGUCCAUGUGGGUUACACGUUGCAGCUGUGGUGGUGUAAGGGGUAAGGCUGCCUCCAGGGCUGGUCUUCCAGUUCUAUAGCAGAUUAGCCCCAUGCUAGUAGGUGUUUGUGCCCAUGCACACUCAUUUGCGUGUGCAUACACACAUGCAUGUGAUUCUCUUUCAGGAAGAUGGUUGGUUUUUUUUCUGUCUGGCAAACUUACAAGAGGGAGAAAAGGAAUUUUUUAACUAUCAAUAUUGUUCUGUAUUGCUACUUCUCUUGGAAAUUGCGAUGGAAUUUUGGGGGGAAUAGAAUUCUUUUUUCUCUUAUAAGAAAAGAGUUGUUUACAGUAAGAUAAGAUAAGAAAGGCUCCUGGCUUAACCAGUUCUUAGACAUAAAAGAGACUUUACAUAUUUAUAAAAAUAUUCCAUGUAGUUAUUUUGACUUAAAUCCCUAUGUUGAUUUUGUAAUAGAAUCAUCCUUAGCCUCUAGAGCCCUUUAAAGUCACAUAUUUUUUGUUAUUUUGAAGAUGGCUUAUAAACACUGCUAAUAUUAAGUUGCUUAUAGUUAUUACUUUUAAAAGUUGAAUUUCUUUUUUAAAACAUAGCUGGGCAUUGAUGGCUCAUGCCUGUAAUCCUAGCAACUCAAGA